CGUACUUCAGUAAAAAGGGCUUCUGCUGUGAAUGGCACUGGGAGGGUGGGGGCAAACCACCCUCCUUGCGGAAUCGAUAUCAAGAGAUUUCGGAAGCACAAUUUUUUCAAACCGGGGCUGCUAGUGAUCGUUAUCCUGGCGCCCCAAUAAAGCUGUUUAAAGAAAUAUAAAUUCUUUGAUCUGGCACGCCACAAGAAUUUACGUACUUUAGUAAAAACAGAACUGAGGAUCGUUCUGCAAGGCUAUGUUCUCUGAGACACAUCGGUCAGAGUAGCAUAGACCAGUAACAACAGCAACACGUUGCACUCGUGUGCAACGAAUUAUUAUAGCAAAUAUUUUCCAUUUAACUAUUUAAAAUGUAUUCAACAUUGGUUGAAUACGAUAGUACCGAUGUGUCUUUGAUGCAACAGUAAAGCACCCUCGUUUCGGGAAAAUGUGCACAGUUGCGUUAGCGUCCUCGCAGCGUUUGAAUGUGAAAACAAGCGAGCACUGUCGAGCAGGAAGUGUAUGUCCUCCGUGUGCGCAUGCUCUGCAGUUCUUCAGAAUGUAGGGAUGUAUUUCGCUUCUUAAACGUGUGUACAGUGCGGGGCGAUAGAUGGCGACCACCGGCGAGGUCACCAUGUCCAUGGGAGAGGUGGUGGUGGUGAAGACCACAGAGGAUGAGGGAGACGCCGAUGACCCCAACAAGACCCAGGUCAUCCUACAGCUGCAGCCCAUCACAUCUGGUGAUGAGUCGGGAGAAACAGAUGCCGCCGUUAUGACUGUCGAAGCCCUUCCAGGUGUUUUCUUCACGGAAGAACAAACCUCGGUGGACGGGGAGGAGAUGGAGCUGGGCUAUCCCAUCACCUGCGGGGACAGCAAAGCCGUGCUGCUGGUCAAGAAGUUUGUGUGUCCGGGUAUCAACGUUAAAUGUGUCAAGUAUGAAGACCAGCUGAUCAGCCCCAAGCAGUUUGUGCAUAUCUCCGGGAAGGCCACUCUGAAGGACUGGAAGCGAGCCAUCCGGAUGGGGGGGGUCAUGUUAAGGAAGAUGAUGGACUCGGGCCAGCUGGACUUCUACCAGCACGGCACGCUGUGCACCAACACGUGCCGCAGCACCAAGUUCGACCUGCUCAUCAACAACACACGCUUCCCCCCCGACGGCAGUGGACUGACCACGCCCACCUCCUCCCAAGCCCAGGUGGUCCUGGGGAACGGGGCGGCGGCGGAGGAAGGGACGGAGACCCUGACCGGGAAGAUGGACUGGAGCUCGGUGGGAUCGGACUCCUCGGACAAGAGGGACGCCGGGGAACUCUCAGAGGAGACGCUGAGCUUCUGGAAGGGCAUCGCCGACGUGGGUCUGCUCGGGGAGGUGGUGGGCAACAUCACCACGGAGCUGCUGGGCCUGCUGAACGGGGUGCAGCACGCCGGGGACCAGGCCCCCAUGCAGGACGCUGAUUCCUGUCUGGUAGAGGUGGCAGUGCUCAGUAACCUGGCCCAGGUGUUCGGACUGCUGGACUCAGUCAAGAAGAUCCUGGAGAGGAAGAGGGAGCAGACGGACCCCAGCCAGGAGCAGGUCAUCACCGCGCUCGCCAGCCUGGAGCAGCAGCUGGAGGAGCAGAGGAAGCAGACGCCGCUGCGCACGCUGCUCUCCAGCCCGCCCGCCGGCCGCUGCAAGACGACGACGCCGUCGCGGCGGCCGGCGGCCAAGCGGCCCCGCCUCCAGCGGCCCGCCUCCACCUCCACGCUGCUGGCCUCGCCGCUGGGCGCCGCCGUCCAGCAGCAGCACGCCACCAUGGCGCCGCAGCAGUUCACGCUGCUGUCGCCCGUGUCGUCGGCGCUGGGGCAGCCCUUCACCGUGGCGGGCCUGCCGGGCCUCACCGCCCUGGGCCCCGCCUCCUCGUCCGCCGGCAACACCGUCACCCUGCUGCCCGCCGGCGCCCAGGUGUUCACGCGCUACGUGGUGGCGGGCGCCGACGGCAAGACGUCGGAGACCUUCACACUGCACCCCUCGUCGGGGCUCACCCUGGUGGGCGCGGCGGGCGGCGGGGGCGACGGCGUCUGCCAGCAGCUGGGAGCCCUGCUCAGCCCCAUGGAGCUGGUGCAGCUCAGCCAGCAGGCCGGCGUGGGCAUCGUGGGCGGCGGCGGCGUCUCCGCGGAGGUGCUGGUGCAGCAGCAGGAGGUGAUGGAGGCCGGGGAGGAGGAAGGGGAGGAGGAAGGGGAGGAGGAGGAGGGGGUGGAGGUGGUGGAGGUGACGGGACACGAGCAGCACGCGGUCAUCGAGAUCAACCCGGCGCCGGUGGAGCAGGCGGACGGCGUGGGGGUGAUGGAGCUGCAGCUGAGCGGGGAGGUGGGGGGCGAGGGCGCCACGGUGGUGGUGGAGGGGGCGGGCGGGCACCACCACCACCACCACCACCACGCACAGACGGGCGCCAUGCAGGGGUUGCACUUGGACGCCAACGGGCAGCUGGCCGGGAUGCACAUAGUGGUGAUAGAGGACAGCAGCACUCAGGAAGAAACUAAGAUCCAAUGAGAGAGACACUCAGACAACCCCUCCUUCCUCCGCACACACACACACGCACACGCACACGCACACACAAUCACAUAUACAAACAAAAACACACACUCAUGCACACUCGAACACGUAUAUAUACACACACGCUCACACGCACACACAUAUGCACACACAUACACGCUCACACUCGCACUCAUACGCACACACACACCCCUACUUAAUCCUAAUAGCCUCGUACGCAGGGAGAGUGAGCCUGGACCUGUGAUGCCCCCCAAGUACCCCAACAUACCGUUCACUGCCUUGGCCGUGACCAAGCACUAAUCAAUUCCUUUUUGUUAUGUUAUUGUUCUUUUUAUUUUUUUUAUUACGUCUGUCCAACGCAGUAUUUUAAUGAUUCACAUGUGGAUCGCCGCACCCCACCGGAUAUACUUGGAGUUUCUGUUUCUUAUUAGUUCAUAAUAACAUUUUUCGCCAUGCCCCUCAAGGACGAGAAAGUCCAGCGACAACUGUCUGCCAUAGUUUUGUAGUCCCCAAGCUAAAUGGCCUUUUCUUGGUCUUUGACUUCUAAUUGCACUGUGUUUUGGGCUGUAGUGUUGCUUUAGAGCGAUGACUUUUUCAUUUUUUUUAAUAUAGCUUUUUCAUCUCUUUUAGUUAUCUUUAAUUUGUGGCCUUGCGGUCUAUUAUUGAACAUUACUUUAGAAGACAGCUGCCCAAGACAUGAUUCUUUUUUUUCCUUUUCCGUAUCUAAAGCCAACAUUCUUAGUUGGCACCGAAAAGUGUCAAUGUGAUUCCAACAGGUUGCGCUGUGGAAUCACCUUGAACGUGUUUUCAUUUCAACCCGUUAUUUAGGGUGGUCAUUUUACCACUUUUUGGAUUUAGUUUGAUCCCAGUGUCAUUGGUAUUUCUAGGCAAAUUUUCUGAUUCAAGUCACUAUUUAUAUAGUUUUGCUAUUUGAAUUGUACUCUAGUGUUGUAUUUAUUAGUUUCUAACCGAAAGAAAGAGGAAUUCUGUUCUCGCUAAAGUGCACAUGCAAAGCAUCAGUUAAUUUAUGAUUUUGCUUAUGACUAACAACAAAGAAAACCUUGUUCUGUACUUGUGCAUUUUUCAGGAUUUUCAAUUGAACAAAUGAGGGUAUUUGUAAUUUGUUUCAAUAUCUGACAUUAAAACGUGUGAAUUGCUAA
This is a messenger RNA of Gadus morhua (Atlantic cod), 3672 nucleotides long. RefSeq names its product glucocorticoid modulatory element binding protein 1 (gene gmeb1). The coding region runs from base 596 to 2509 and encodes 637 amino acids. NCBI's taxonomy places the organism in Eukaryota, Metazoa, Chordata, Actinopteri, Gadiformes, Gadidae. The transcript has 10 exons. The record is from RefSeq and is a predicted model, not a curated record. Gene Ontology annotation, cellular component: nucleus. Gene Ontology annotation, molecular function: RNA polymerase II cis-regulatory region sequence-specific DNA binding. Gene Ontology annotation, biological process: regulation of transcription by RNA polymerase II.